Molecule: messenger RNA, 1618 nt
Organism: Mugil cephalus (flathead mullet)
Lineage: Eukaryota; Metazoa; Chordata; Actinopteri; Mugiliformes; Mugilidae
Gene: lpar2a
Product: lysophosphatidic acid receptor 2a
Exons: 5
Coding region: 37-1497 (486 amino acids)
Biological process (GO): G protein-coupled receptor signaling pathway
Cellular component (GO): membrane
Molecular function (GO): lysophosphatidic acid receptor activity
Source: RefSeq, a predicted model, not a curated record
GGAUUUUUGGUUAAAAUAUGUCACAGUGUUCAGCUUAUGGCUCCAGCACAGGAUCAGGAAUACACGGGGAAACUCCAUCGUUUCCUCAGUGAACAAAAACGGAGAGAGUUAUGGGAGCAGAAGAUUAAAAGGAAGAAGUGGAUGCCAACUGAUUUCUCCCUAUUAUGUGAGGGUGCGCGUGGAUGCACCACUGCCACCUGUCCGCUGGUUCCAGCUGAUUCGAGUGAUGAUGAUUCAAGGAGGCGUCGACCUUUGGACGUGACACCACAUGGAGAAACAAAAGUGAGACCAGUUUGUACUUUCAAGUGGCAGUUAUGGUCCCCACUUUCACGCCGGGUCCUUCUGGAUGGAGAAGAUUCUAAAACGGGCACUUUCUGCUUUGUGUCUGUAGUUAUGGCCACAGACAGCAGUGCGUGCAACUACAGCCACAGUGUCAUCUUCUUCUAUGACCUGGUGGGGAAGAAUGUCAGCGUGGACUGGAAUAUGCGGGACUUUGUGGUCAUCGGAGUGGGCUUGACAGUAUGUCUAAUUGUGGUCUUGGCCAACUUGAUGGUGAUGAUAGCCAUCUUCAUUAACCACCGCUUCCACUUCCCCAUCUACUAUCUCCUGGCAAAUAUGGCUGCAGCAGACCUUUUUGCAGGCAUCGCUUACACCAACUUGAUGUUGAACACAGGCCCCUGGACUAGAACGCUUACCAAGACGCAGUGGUACAUCCGUGGUGCUUUGAUUGACAUCAGCCUAACGGCCUCUGUGGCAAACCUCCUAGCAGUUGCCGUGGAACGGCACCAGACCAUCAUGACUAUGCAGCUGCACAGCACUAUGACAAAGCGUCGUGUGGUGCUGCUGAUAAUCUGUAUCUGGGCCUCGGGUAUCAUCAUGGGCCUGGUGCCGUCGACAUUUUGGAACUGUGAGUGUGAUUUUGACGACUGCUCCACUGUCGCUCCCCUGUACAGCCGCCGCUUCCUCAUAUUCUGGGCAGUUUUCAACCUGCUCAUUUUCUUCAUCAUGGUUGCCAUGUACACUCGUAUCUUCAUCUAUGUGAAAUACCAGAGCCGCUACACGUCUCAACACACCUCAGAAAUGCGACACAACCAGACUAUCGUCAACCUGAUGAAGACGAUCUCCAUGGUCCUCGGAGCCUUUGUGUUGUGCUGGACGCCCGGCCUCGUGACUCUCUUGUUGGACGGACUGUUGGGUAAAGAAAGCCACGCCAACCGCUACGAGAAGUUCUGUCUGUUUAUAGCCGAGUGCAACUCUCUGGUCAAUCCUAUCAUCUAUUCUCUGCGGGACAAUGAGAUGCGGAAGACGUUCAAGCGGAUCCUGUGCUGUUUGUGUCAGAGAGGUGUUGAUCAGCAGGAGCCUUCUACACACUUCCAGAUUGACUCUCCACUGCCAGACGAAACUGCUGGCUGUGUCGGGAAAUCAGAGGAUCAAGCUUUGUUCAAGCCUCGGGACACCAACAGUAAAGAUGACAGCUGGUCAGUGCCCGAGGUGUGAUGGCAGUUCAAAAAUACCGUCAUCUGCACAGGAUGCAUUCAAUUUCUGUGACGCUCUCUCUUUCAUGUUUGUUUUUUGAAUUUGCAUUAAAAAGGUUCUUAAGUAUUUUCAUUAGAGAAAA